Molecule: messenger RNA, 1260 nt
Organism: Dichotomopilus funicola
Lineage: Eukaryota; Fungi; Ascomycota; Sordariomycetes; Sordariales; Chaetomiaceae
Product: Metacaspase-1A
Exons: 5
Coding region: 1-1260 (419 amino acids)
Biological process (GO): proteolysis
Molecular function (GO): cysteine-type endopeptidase activity
Source: RefSeq, a predicted model, not a curated record
AUGUCCGGAUACCCUGGACAAGGCUACGGAGGCUCGGGAGGGCAUCACGGCCAGCCGCCUGCUCCCUACGGAGGCGGGGGUUACGGCCAGCCUCCCCCUCAGCAACAAUACGGCUACGGCCAACCGCCGCCGCAGCAGCAGCAGUAUGGAUACGGUCCCCCGCAGCACCAGGCAUACCACCAGCAGCAACACCAGCGCCCCUCCGGCCCUCCGCCGCAGGGCUACGACGCCUACGGCUACCCGAUCAACCACGGCCCUGGCUACGGCGGAUCGGCCCCGAAUCGCGCGGCCCCGGCCCCACCCUCGGGCACCCAGGCGUUCGGCCACGGCGCGCCCCAGGGUUAUACCUUUCAGUACUCCGCCUGUACCGGUCGCCGCCGGGCCCUGCUAAUCGGCAUCAACUACUUUGGUCAGACCGGCGAGCUGCGCGGCUGCAUCAAUGAUGUCAAGAACCUGUCCAGGUUCUUAAUGGAGCACCACGGCUACCGCCGCGAGGACAUGGUGACCCUGACCGACGACCAGGCGGACCCCGUCAUGCACCCCACUAAGGCCAACAUCAUCCGUGCCAUGCAGUGGCUCGUCAACGGCGCCCAGCCCAACGACGCGCUCUUCCUACACUACUCGGGCCACGGUGGCCAGACCCAAGACCUCGACGGCGACGAAGAGGACGGCAAUGACGAAGUUAUCUACCCCGUCGAUCACAAGCAGGCCGGCCACAUCGUCGAUGACCAGAUCCACGAGCUCGUCGUGCGCCCCCUGCAACCCGGCGUGCGCUUGACCGCCAUCUUCGACAGCUGCCACUCGGGAUCCGUCCUCGACCUACCGUACCUGUACAGCACUAAGGGCGUGCUCAAGGAGCCCAACCUUGCCAAGGAAGCCGGCCAGGGCUUGCUCGAGGCCGUCGGCCACUACGCUCGCGGUGACAUCGGCAGCGUUGCGAGCACUGUUUUCGGGUUAGCCAAGUCGGCUAUGCGCGGGAACGAUGCGUAUGAGCGCACCAAGCGCACCAAGACCUCUCCCGCCGACGUCGUGAUGUGGAGUGGGAGCAAGGACGACCAGACUUCAGCCGAUGCAACGGUUGCGUCCAAGGCCACGGGUGCUAUGUCGUGGGCCUUCGUGACUGCCCUCUCGCAGAACCCCAAGCAGAGCUACGUCCAGUUGCUCAACAGCAUCCGUGACGUGCUCGAGACCAAGUACACUCAAAAGCCCCAGCUGUCGUGCAGCCAUCCACUUGAUACCGAUCUCCUUUUUGUCAUGUGA